Molecule: messenger RNA, 5134 nt
Organism: Alosa alosa (allis shad)
Lineage: Eukaryota; Metazoa; Chordata; Actinopteri; Clupeiformes; Clupeidae
Gene: cabp7b
Product: calcium binding protein 7b
Exons: 5
Coding region: 978-1619 (213 amino acids)
Molecular function (GO): calcium ion binding
Source: RefSeq, a predicted model, not a curated record
UACAAGUGGCGGUGAGGGUUUCGUGAGAGGAGCAGCAACGAGACAGAAGCGUGCUGAGAAGCGACCGAACCUGGUGCACGUACGAGACAGGUGGGAGUAGCCUACUAGCCUACCGGAGAAAAGCCGAUUGGGCUUAAUACAGUACUUUAGUUUAGGAAACAAAGUCAGCUGGUUUACAUCAUUUUAUGGACAGUCGUUUGUUGUUGUUUCUGAGUCUGUAAUUAGUCGAGAUAUCUUGAUGAAAAACGAAAGGCUUAGGCUACUUGUAGUGGACAAUUGUUUGACUUGUAACAACAAAGGGGACAAGAAAAAAACAUUUUGAAAGGAGAUACAUCUAAGGCAAACAUCCAAAACAGUGUUGUCUAGGCGGCGUCGCCGGGAUCAAAACAAGACUGGCAUUCGUGUGACAGAAAACGGAUCAUCGAUAUAUUAAGCUUGAUUCACAAAAAAUCUUCCAGAGCUGUAUAUCUUCUGCGCGGGUUUCAGGGAAUACGAAGUGUAAGAUCAAUUCUGUCUCAUGUUCUGGGUGUUUGUGUUGAUCCUGUGUAAUUCAUUGAGCCAUCUGAACAGCACAGAUAAAGUGUUUCUUUAAUGUUUCUAUUUUAAGAGAAAGUGCUUUGUGUGUCACCGGGGACAUGCAAUUGAUUUUUCGGCGUCCAUAAAGCUGAAAUACUAGUCUUUGGGCGUUGCAAUAUUUGUAUUCCGGAAGCAUCUCUUGUCACUUCUUCUGUUUGAUUGCACUCCCUGCUAUAACCAAAGACAAUCCACUUAACUCUUAGCUGGUGUGUCGGCGUCUCACCAAGAGCACACUGCUCCAUUUACUAGAGCAGAUAUACAGCAUAUAGCCACAGGCUGGAGAAUACUUCUCGAUGUUUACUGACUUGAGCCUCCAAGAGGAGUACAGCAAAAAAGUGCUGGUUCACCAUCAGCGUGCUAUAUGAAGAUCACCAGCCAGGUGUUGGGUUUCCCGCGCAGAAAUGCCAGUGCGUGCUGUGACCUCCAGGUUCAUGUACCGCGGACUCUGCACUAUCCCCGAUAUCUUGUCCUAUCGGCCCCCCAUCAAGCUGCCGGACGAUGAGGUAGAAGAGAUCCGUGAGGCCUUCAAGGUGUUUGACCGUGAUGGGAACGGCUUCAUCUCCAAGCAGGAGCUGGGCAUGGCCAUGCGCUCCCUGGGCUACAUGCCCAACGAGGUGGAGCUGGAGGUCAUCAUCCAGCGAUUAGACAUGGACGGCGAUGGUCAGGUUGACUUUGAGGAGUUUGUCACAUUGCUAGGGCCAAAGCUGUCAGCGACAACCAUGCCAGACAAGUUUCAUGGAGCGGACUUUGAUUCUGUCUUCUGGAAGUGCGACAUGCAGAAGCUGACAGUGGAUGAACUCAAGAGGCUCCUUUAUGACACCUUCUGCGAUCACCUGACCAUGAAAGACAUCGAGAACAUCAUUAUGACAGAAGAAAGCCACUUGGACAGCCCAGAGUGUCAAGUGGACAUUAACACGAGCCCCAAACAUCAGAUGAAACACACGUGCGUGCGGAAAAGCCUGAUAUGUGCCUUCGCCAUUGCGUUCAUCAUCAGCGUCAUGCUCAUCGCAGCCAAUCAGAUGCUCCGCAGGGGGAUGAAGUAAGGGCCAUCCUCAGAAAAGGAAGAAAAUCGAUCGGUGCGACCCGAUUGGAAAAUUGGAUGCUUCCUCUUAUCCCGUGAUACCCUGGUCCAAUGACUCAGACACCACCCAAGUAAAAGUCAAAAAUAUUUAUCAUCCCAGAACUGCCCUCAUGUCCACAGAUAAUGACUCACCAUUCAGAGAAGGCGAAGGCCCUCAAAUUGAUGUCCACUGAUAACAGUCAUGAAUAAUGCAUAAAUUGCAUGUAUUAAACAGAAAAUAAAUGUACGUAUAUUUAUGUGGGUUUUCAAAAACAUGUUGUGAAACAUGAUGUAAGAAGUCAGGGUAGUAGUGAAAACAUUAAGUAUUUUAGGAUGCAGAGGCAAUGAGAAAAAAGACAAAAAAAUGUUAGUUGUUGUUAAACUUUAGGACACUUAUUGUGUAUAUAUCUCAUUUAGUACAUCCUCUGUAUUUAUAAAUCUUGAUUCCAACCAUCUUUGUAACACCCUGAACAUUUGUGGGUAGAUGGAAAACAUAAAAAAUAUUCCUUGAGCUCUGGAGUCACUGAGACAUUAAUCUGAAUUGGCACAUUUCUUCUCACUAUUUCCAAAGGAUGUUAAGCCUUCGAUGCGUCUCUGGGAGUAACCCUGGCCAAUUCUACAGAGUGUGGACUACUGAGGGUGUAACUGGGCUCUUAGGACCAGACCUCUCCAAAACAAACCUGAUCUACAGGGACGAACGAAGAACAAUUUCUUUUUUUUUUUUUUUUUUUAAAAAAGAGCAUUCAGAAGAAUGCAGCUUAUGCAGUACAUGUCUUCCGAAAACACUCAGAAAAUCAGUGUUAGGCAUUCUAGCAUUCUGGCUUGCUAGAAAUCAACACCUGACAAGCAAAAAGUAUUGAAUGUGAAAUCCCAAUGUGUACAUAAACUGUGCACACACAUUAUAAUAGUAUCAUUUUAUAAUUAAUUCAUAUGCAUUGUAACUCUCCACAUAUGAAAAAUUGCCCCUCAUUUCAACAUCGACCAUCCACUGUGCUUAAUAAGAUUAUCAGAGAAGAUCAUCAUUUAUUCUUAGCUAGAAUGAAGAAGUUGUCCUCAAAUCAGAUCACAGUCUGGUCUUCCAUGUUAUGUUUUAUCAUUGUAUCAUUGUUUGACCUUGUUGAGUUUACCGUGCCAUCCUCUAAUUGUAUUACAUCUGCUCAGAGGGAAGACUUCCUGCUGCUGCCGCUGGUAGUGUAUUCAUGAGCUGUUGAAAGGCUUCUUCAAGUAUUUCAAAGUAGAAGGAUAUGACUCCCUAAACUAAGCAAAGCAAAACAGGAGGAUAUUACAUUUUAUAGUCUUUAAGAUGUAACAGGUAGGAUUAAGUCAAAUAAAUUACAAUGAUCCCAUCACCCAAAACAGUGCCCAUCUAAUCCCCUCUGAAAAUCUCAACUAAACCCUCUCAAUUUACAUUUAGUUUAAUGCAAAACACACACACACACACACACACACACACACACACACACAAUAUCAACUGAUCAAGAGGGGAGUUUAUUAGCUUGCAUCUAAAUUGUAUGCCCUAGUUUUGAGAGAUGAUCACACAUUUCUUGUUUGGAAAGUGCAAUAUUGCAUCUCUUGGUGGUAAAUACACACAGAAGUACCCAGCUGUUGCCAAAGUGUUUGUUUUAAAUAGUUCAUCUCAUAUUCCCCAUAAAGUGCUUAAUGAAAUAUCUAGACCUGAUGACAAUGUAUUCCCCACUGACAUGAAGAUGAAAGUUUAAUUUCUAUUAAAAAAAAAAAAAAUAUAGAAUUGUGUAAAUGAAUAGAAAGUGUUAGCUACCUCAGCUCAUUGAGAAGGUGUCAUGAAAGUGUCCUAUGGGGAAUCAACUGGUAAUGCACAUGAAUGCACAUGGUGUCUCAAGUAACAUGUUGUUAGUCAAGUCGCCCAAAUAUUUAUUGUGCUUACACUUUGGCACAUUGCAGGACAAAAAAAAGACUUAGCUAAAAUAUUUAGCUCCAAUUGUUGAAGGUGACCCUGGACUGCUAUAAUGACUUUCUAGAGGUCCAGAUAAGACAGCAAACUAAACUAAGGAUUUUUCCAGACUUGUGAGAAGAUGUAGUGUGGUGCUGAUCGCAGAUACUUCCCAAAGUCGACAAGAAUAUUUAAGAUUUAAAGACUAAGGUUUAAAUUGUUUGAGGAUAAAUAAUUAAAAGAAGUCCUUGUAUUUUUUUAAUAAUAUCUAGAGACCCUGCCAUCUGAAUGAAGUCUUUAACUGUCACAAUUGUAAUAUGUCUGUGCCUAAAUUCACUAGUGCUGUGCUGCUCUUAGUAGCUUGCAUGGGAAACUUAAUGUGAAUUUUAAAUGGUAAAUGUUAGUUAUGUAGUCUUUGGACCAAUCAUAGCCAGUAAGUCCAUCAUUGUGGUCAAUUUGAUAAUCGAAUCGACGAUAAUGAGGGAUUGUUUCAGUAGCCUAAUUAUCAACAUAUGUGUUUGGAUUUUCGUCUGUUUUGUUUUGUUUUGAUUUCAUUAAUUUUUGUUAUAACAUUGGAUUCAACAUACUGGGCAUGUGUAUAAAUAGUUACAACAUGUUUCUGUGCUUAUGUCAAACCUACAUUUCAAUGAACGCUGUCAUAUUGUUCCAAAAUAUUUGUACAAGUGAAUACAUGAGAAAAAGUUAUGCAAAUUAUAAUACCAUUUGAUAUAUAAUGUCAUCACACUGUCAUUCUAUUAAUGCAGCAUACCCUUAGGCCUAUAGGAAGCAGUUACCUAUAUCUCAAAGCAGUUAGUAGAAUUCCAUAAUGUGAACUAGUUCCUAGUGUCUAUAGUAACUUCUCAUGUGUGUAUCAACAGAUAGUGUGAUGUAUUGAAAUGUGAGUUUUAAUUCAUUUUAAUUAUGCAAUAUCUUAAUACAAUGCAGAUUUAAAAGGUUUACCAUUGUAUUAAAACACUAUUUCUGACCCAAGAUAGAGGGCAUUCCUAAAAAUAUAAUACAUUGCUCAAACAUACUUUGAGCAAACUUUGUUAUCGAGAUAUAAGGUGACUUGCACAUGCAUCUGAAAUCUGGGGCUACAAACGAACACUGAAAAGUCAUGAUAUAUAACUGAUAACAAUUGGCUUAUAGAGACAAUAGAGAUGAUUAUUAGUUGGCUUUUUCUAAAUGGUAGUGUCAGAAUGUUAUAAAUGUUGUGACUUAUAUUUUCAGUUGAUUUGAUUAUGAGUAUUUUCUAAUUUUAAUGACAUCCUUUUAUUUAUAAAUUGUUUUCUAUAAGUACAGUUUUAUGUCUUCUUUUGGAAUAAAGACUAUACAAAGACGUAACAGCAAUAACAGGGGAAUUAUGAUGAGAAAGACAUUAUGCAUUUUAAUGUUUACCAAUACAGAAAAUUCUCUGCCUUUUUCACAGCUUUUCACCAUAUAUUUAUUGGUACCUGAAGAAAUGUUAUGGUGAAUGACUAUAUGAAUAUAUUUAUGUGUAAAAGCAAAUAUAGAUCACUGUGUAACCCUUUCAAUGAUGUUUUUGGUGUUGAAAAACAAUUAUAAAGGUAGUUGAUGCAUUCAUCAUG